GUAGCCUCUCGGGAGAAUCAAUGACUGCAUCUUUGAUGCACUGCUAGUACAUCCGAGAAUUCUUAAUUGGCUAGUUGUAAAUAGCCCCAGGACUAUGGAACAAAAGAUUCUCCCGGACCUACACCGAGGUAUUGACGGAGAUUUUCAAAUAGCGCCGAACAGAAUGAGAAUGUGAUACGACGAGAUAGAAAAAAAGACAGGGAAGGGGUCACACACUUACUCUUAACGGUCAAAGCGAGCCCCUUCGUUCUGAAUUAAAGAAUGAAGAAUGAAUCCAAUCUCCCCAAGUAGGAUUCGAACCUACGACCAAUCGGUUAACAGCCGACCGCUCUACCACUGAGCUACUGAGGAACAACGGGAGACUCGAUCUCAUACAGUUCAAUUCCCGUUCUCAACCCAUGACCAAUACGAGCUCGAAACUUCUUUCGUAACUCCCGUAACUUCUUCGUAGUGGCUCCCUUCCAUGCCUCAUUUCAUAGGGAACCUCAAAGUGGCUCUAUUUCAUUAUAUUCCAUCUAUAUCCCAAUUCCAUUCAUUUAAUAUCUCUUUGGUGUCAUCGACAUAAGAGAUGUCGUUUCUAGUCUAUCUCUUUCUAUUUCUAUAUUUAUAUAUGGAAAGUUAAAGUUAAAAAAUCAUCAUAUAAUAAUCCAGAAAUUGCAAUACAAACGAAAAAGGGAGGUUUGUGAUGAUUUUUCAAUCUUUUCUACUAGGUAAUCUAGUAUCCUUAGGCAUGAAGAUAAUCAAUUCGGUCGUUGUGGUCGGACUCUAUUAUGGAUUUCUGACCACAUUCUCCAUAGGGCCCUCUUAUCUCUUCCUUCUCCGAUCUCAGGUUAUGGAAGAAGGAGAAGAAGGAACCGAGAAGAAGGUAUCAGCAACAACUGGUUUUAUUAUGGGACAGCUCAUGAUGUUCAUAUCGAUCUAUUAUACGCCUCUGCAUCUAGCAUUGGGUAGACCUCAUACAAUAAUUGUCCUAGCUCUACCCUAUCUUUUGUUUCAUUUCUUCUGGAACAAUCACAAACACUUUUUUGAUUAUGGAUCUACUAGCAGAAAUUCAAUGCGUAAUCUCAGCAUUCAAUGUGUAUUCCUGAAUAAUCUCAUUUUUCAAUUAUUCAACUAUUUCAUUUUACCAAGUUCAACGUUAGCCAGAUUAGUCAACAUUUAUAUGUUUCGAUGCAACAACAAGAUGUUAUUUGUAACAAGUAGUUUUGUUGGUUGGUUAAUUGGUCACAUUUUAUUCAUGAAAUGGGUUGGAUUGGUAUUAGUCUGGAUACAGCAAAAUCAUUCUAUUCGAUCUAAUAAGUACCUUGUGUCAGAAUUGAGAAAUUCUAUGGCUCGAAUCUUUAGUAUUCUCUUCUUUAUUACCUGUGUCUACUAUUUAGGCAGAAUGCCGUCACCUAUUUUUACUAAAAAACUGAAAGAAACCCCAGAAACGAAAGAAAGUGAGGAAGAAACAGAACAGGAAGAAGAGGGAUUCACCGAAGAAGAUCCUUCUCCUUCCCUUUUUUCAGAAGAAAAGGAGGAUCCGGACAAAAUCCAAAUCGAUGAAAUGGAAAAGAUCCGAGUGAAUGGAAAGGACAAAACAAAGGAUGAAUUCCACUUGCACUUAAAAGAAGCAUGCUAUAAAAAUAGCCCAACUUCGUUAGAAAUACUUAAAGAAGAAAAGAAAAACUUCUUCGAGUUUGAAAAAUCCCUUCUUUUUCUUCUUUUCGACUAUAAACGUUGGAAUCGUCCAACGCGAUAUAUAAAAAACAAUCGAUUUGAAAAUGCGGUAAGAAAUGAAAUGUCACAAUAUUUUUUUUAUACAUGUCAAAAUGAUGGAAAACAAAGAAUUUCUUUUACAUAUCCACCCAGUUUAUCAAUUUUCUGGGAAAUGAUACAAAGAAAGAUUUCUUUGGAUACAACAGAAAAAUUCUUAUAUGAUGAUGAACUAUCCAAUAAUUGGAUUUCUACAAAUGAACAAAAAAGAAACAGUUUAAGCAAUGAAUUAAAUAAUAGAAUUACGGUUCUAGACAAAGACAUUUUUUAUAUAGAUGUACUCGAUAAAAAAACAAGAUUAUGCUUAGAAAACAAAAAUGAUAAAACUAAAAGGGAAUUUUUGAAAAAAAUACAUGAUCCAUUAUUAAUGGGAUCCUAUCGUGUUUUAAUAAAAAAAAUGGUUUCACCCUUUAUAAAUAUAAAUGAAACUACAGUGAAUAAUUUAAUUGAUAAAUUUUUUAUAAAUAAAAUUCAUAAUGUUUUACUUAAUGAUUCCAAUUAUCAAGAAUUUGAACUUAAAAAACCAAAAAUGAGUCAAUUUGAUGGAGACUCAACAUUCAAUCAAAACAAAAAUUUGUUAUUUUCCGAACAAGAACAAAUUAGUUCAGAAAAUAAAGAAAGAUUUUUCAAUUUUUUAAUUGAUACAACCACAGCAUAUGCGUUUACUCAACCAAUUUCAAAAAGAAUAAACGAAAUAAGAAAAAAAGUUCCUCGUUGGUCACACCAAUUAAUUAACGAGCCCGAACAAUAUGAAAGAGCACUUGAAAAAGACGUGGUGCUGGAUUAUGAAAUCCGCACAAGGCAAUCGAACCCUGUAGUGAUUUAUACGACUAAGCAAGAUAAUAACGAUGCAGACGAAGUGGAUUUGACACAGUAUGCCCAACAAUCUGAUUUUCGUCGAGAUAUAAUCAAAGGUUCCAUGCGUGCUCAAAGACGUAAAAUUCUUAUUUUGGAAUUGUUUCAAGCAAAAGUACAUUCGCCACUUUUUUUCAACCGAACAAAGGAAGCCUCUUUUUAUUCUGUGUAUGUUGUUACACUUAUUAGACGAGUUCAAAGGUAUAUGAGAAAAAAACCAGAAAUUCCACUUUCUCAACAGGAAAAAUUAAAGGAACAAGAAGUAAAGAAAGAAGAAUUAGCGGAAAAAAAAUUAGAAGAAUUUCUAUUAACGCAAAAGGAAGAAAAAGCAAAACUAGAAGAAGAUAAACAAAUAAAAGUAGCCGAAACCUGGGAUACCGUCCCGUUUGCUCAACUAAUAAGGAGUUUGAUGUUAAUGACUCAGUCCAUUUUUAGAAAAUAUAUUUUAAUUCCUUUAUUGAUAAUAGCAAAAAAUAUUGUUCGUCUACUAUUAUUCCAACGUGCUGAGCGGUCUGAAGAUUUCGAUGACUGGAGUAAAGAACGACAUAUUAAAUGUACCUAUAAUGGUGCUCAAUUAUCAGAAACCGAAUUUCCUCAAGACUGGUUAACAGAUGGUAUUCAGAUAAAGAUAGUAUUUCCUUUCUAUCUAAAACCUUGGCACACAUCCCGAGAUCUAAUAAAAAAACAAAAUCAACCAGAUGAUUAUUGUUUUUUAACAGUUUUCGGAACAGAAACUGACAGUCUUUUUGGUCUUCCCCGAAAACACCCUUCUUUUUUUAACCGUAUUUUUAAACAAUUAGGCAAAAAUAUUCGAAAGUUUCCAAAUACAAGAAAAUUUUGGAUUAUGAAAAUCCUUCUAUUUUUUAAAAAAAUAAAAAUAAUGUUAAAGGAAAAUCGAAUUCUAGGAUUUGGAGUGAGCAAAGAAUCUAGGGAAAUAAAAAAAGAAAAAGAUUCGAUAAUUACUAAUCAUAUGAUUAGGGAAAUAAAAAAAGAAAAAGAUUCGAUAAUUACUAAUCAUAUGAUUCAUGAAUCGUCCAUUCAAACUCGAUUCCUGAAUCGGACAAAUUCUUCAGUGCCAGAAAAAAAAAAAAAGAUUUGGCUAAUCGAACAAGGACAAUCAAAAAAAAAUAGAAAAAAUAUCAAAAGACAAUAGAAAAUUAAAUAUUAAUUCUAACAAAACACAUUAUAGUACGAAACGAUUCGAAUCGUUUAAAAAUAUUGGUCAAAUAUUAAAAAGAGGAAAUGUUCGAUUAAUCCGUAAAAUAAAUUCUAUUUUUUAUUUUUUUAGCGAAAAGAUAU
Amaranthus tricolor (Joseph's coat) is the source of this 3909-nucleotide messenger RNA. RefSeq names its product protein TIC 214-like. The transcript has a single exon. The record is from RefSeq and is a predicted model, not a curated record. NCBI's taxonomy places the organism in Eukaryota, Viridiplantae, Streptophyta, Magnoliopsida, Caryophyllales, Amaranthaceae. Bases 686 to 3763 code for a protein of 1025 amino acids. Gene Ontology annotation, cellular component: membrane.